CAGCAGCCAGCCAAGCAAGAUGGUGUCCGCCAAGUUUGUUAUCCUCUUCGCCGCCUCCGCCGCCCUGGCUGCCGCCGCGCCGCACCCUGACGGCCCCCCCUCCUACGGGCCGCCGGCCCCCCACUACAAGGAGCCCGGCAUGCCCUUCGACUUCGCCUACGCCGUCAAGGACGACUACACCGGCAACGACUUCUCCCACGACGAGAGCAGCGACGGUCACGUGACCAGCGGCUCCUACCAGGUGCUGCUGCCCGACGGCCGCCGCCAAAUCGUGACCUUCACCGCCGACCACGACGCCGGCUACAUCGCCGACGUGGCCUACGAGGGCGAGGCCACCUACCCCGCCCCCGCCCCCGCCUACGGGCCCCCAGCCCCCCCCGCCUACGGACCCCCCCCCGCCUACGCCUAGGCACUCCCGGCAGCCCGCCGCCCCCUAGUCCCGGCCAGUAAAUUAUUGACCCCCCCCCCAGCGGCCACAAUGCUCAUGUAAAUAAAGGCACCACAAGUA
This is a messenger RNA of Eriocheir sinensis (Chinese mitten crab), 508 nucleotides long. RefSeq names its product cuticle protein 7-like. The transcript has 2 exons. Gene Ontology annotation, cellular component: extracellular matrix. The record is from RefSeq and is a predicted model, not a curated record. Lineage: Eukaryota; Metazoa; Arthropoda; Malacostraca; Decapoda; Varunidae. Bases 20 to 409 code for a protein of 129 amino acids.